UAAGUUAUCUAGUGAACAGUGUUUAGUUGCACAUAAAAAUUGUAUUCAUCAACGUAUUUAAAAAAUAAUUUACAAUUAAUAUUUAUUAUGUUUUUGUGAUGAAUUCAAAUUGAAAAUGAUUUAUUUAAUUUUGAUUUUAUUAUGUGGUGUUAGUUCUCACAUUAUUCCACAACGAACGACACAAAUAUCAUCCUCAUUUUUGAAAGAAUACGAAACUCUCACUCAAGGUUUACCAGUAGCCAAGUUUGAUGGCCUACAAGAAUAUUUAGAAAAAAAUUGUAAUUUAACAAUACCAUCAGUAGCUCCAAAAUUCUCAUUUGCAGAAGUGAAUUCGAUGCUUUUACAUUAUUGUAUUGGAAUUCGAGAGAGUGUUGAACGUUUACGCAAUGAUUAUCAAGAUAAAAAAUUGAAAGAAUCGAUUAAUGAAUUCUUCAAUCGAUCCAGUUUACAAAUUAUGAACGAUUUACGUAAUACCUCGAAUGAUGUUUGUACGAACUUUAAUAAUAUUGUUUUGGAAAAUAAGAAUUCACAAUGGAUGGAGAAUUUAAGGUCUCAUUUCAAUCAAAGUCAACAAUGUAUUAUGUCUUGUGUAACUGAUGACAAAGACAACAUUAUUGCAGAACAAUGUAUUUUUAUUUAUGGUUUACAAAAAACUUUGCAUUCAUUAGAAUCGAAAGUUAAUUUACAAACUACAACUCAUGCAGUUUCUACUGAUUCGCAUAAAUCUGAAAAAAACGAAGUAAUGGUUCCUCUUGUUAAUAGCGCACCACAAGAAGAGAUGAGACCAGUUAAGAAUCCAGAGCCACCCGCCGAUGAAAAAUCAGAUAUCGUUAAAGUUCCUGUCAAACAACAAAAAGAAGAAAAUUUGGUUCAAUUACCUCCACAAAAACCUGAAGAUACUCAUCCAGCUAACUUAAAUAAAGCAGCAGUCGUUGAACCUGACCAAGAUGAUCCGGUUGGUGUUGAUGAUACUGAACGAUUUCGAAUACCAACAACAAUAUCAACAACUGCUAAAAAUGUUGUUAAAGGAUCAUCCACUGUGGUUAAUCAAGUUAACCCAUCACCACCGAAACAAGAAGUUGUUCAACCUUCUAAAACAGAGGAUGAACAUAAGGCAGCAGUUGAUAAUGUUGAAAAUGUAAAUCCAAAAGUUCCAAAAUCACAAGGCCAGGAAUCUGAGUUUUUAAAUGAAUAUCCAGCUCAAGAUUUUGAGGACGACAAAGAUGAUGGUGACUUCGAAAAACCUGAUUGGCUUGUUGUAGAUGAUCCGAACGAUCCGAAAACUAAAUCUCAUAAGAAAGUAACAAACGAAGAAGUUUUCCAAAAACCGAUUCAAUCAUUUGGUACAAAGCCAGUCACUGCACAAGAAGUUGACACAGAAGUUAGUUUAAUGCCAUGGUAUUUAAUGGUUGUAUUUUGUGCUUUCUUAGUUUACCUUUCAUUUGCUAAUAAGAAAAAAUUCAUUUUUCAGAUUGUUGCAUACGUUGUGGAGGGACGACCAAGUGGACGUUACGGUAGACGUGGUGGACGUCCAAAUACCGCUAAUUAUAGAAAAUUAGAUACUAAUUUAGAAGAAGCUAUUACGUCCAAUUGCAAUACAACUUCAUCGCAUGUUAUUUAUUAGCAUACCAGAAGAAAAUUUGACAAAACCUUUGUGAUAAUCUCUUUAUUAAAAUUUAUGUCUUUAUAAAAUAAGUUUAAAUAAAUCAGUUUUUAACUCAACUCAACUCAAGGAUUAGUUGAAUCUGAUUGUUAGAAGCUCUACUAAGCGCGAUCUGCAUGUGAGUCAAAUGACCUCAUAUCUUCCUUAUGGAAAAUGUCUUUUGAUCAAAUUUUCUGAAAAUUUGGGUUCUUAAAGUUUUUUUUUUAUGAGUAAAUAAAAUAUCUCUACGGCUGCCUAUUCCUAAAAAUAACUGUGAGGCAUACAGAGUUGAGAGUUCAUACAUUGGUACGAUAUUCCAUCCCUUCAGGUGCGUAUAUCUUGCAAAAUAUUCACCUGAGAACCAUUACUAAACAAUUUGUAGUUAUUUAAGAACAACAGUAGUGUUUUGACGUAAAUGGACUUCCUCCUCCCCACUUUGACAGCUCCUGCACUAGUCAUGAUACACUUACUGUAAAGCCAAGGCUUUCAGCGUGUCUGCCGCCUAGCCAGUAUCCUGCAAUAGCCGCAACGAAUUUGUUAACAGAGGCUCUUGGAAGCGAUAUGAGGUCUACGGAACGCCUACGAUUGUACUCAGGUCAUAUCUUACUUGUAGUACUUGUGUCCUAGGAUUUUUUUAAAUCUUUCAUAAAAGUAAUUCCAGUUUCAGAUCAGAAAUUUUUAUCGUAGAUUAUUUUCCAUAAGAAAGUCCAGAGUUCUUUAUUUUUCAAAACCAAUAAUUGUAAAAUAAUUGAUUUGUU
Chrysoperla carnea is the source of this 2400-nucleotide messenger RNA. RefSeq lists its product as uncharacterized. The record is from RefSeq and is a predicted model, not a curated record. The transcript has 6 exons. Lineage: Eukaryota; Metazoa; Arthropoda; Insecta; Neuroptera; Chrysopidae. The coding region runs from base 116 to 1624 and encodes 502 amino acids.